AUGCAUCUACAAUUACCUUCGUCGUUGAAAGGUAUGACGAAAUUGGAUCGUGAUCAAUUCACACAAGUAGUCACUGUUCCGUUUGUCAAUGUUCCCGUUGAAUGUAUCCAAACAGCAAAAUGGAAAAAUGCCUUAUUAACGUUGCAUUUGUUUAAAAAUGUUCGUGAUUUAGAUCCGACGUCGAAAACACAUAAACAAGUUCUGUUUGAUCCCGAUGUAAUCAAAAGCAAAGAGGAUGUGAUCAAUGCGGUACCAUCGAUUACAAAAUACGCCGAAGAAUCAUUUGAUUUUACUCCAAUAACAUUGACCUAUGCAAAUUAUUCGAUUGAACAAGUUAUUAAAGCAAUUCUGCCGGAUGAUUUAGGAAAAGACAAGCCGAUUAAUACAGGAUCGGGCUAUAGUCUUAUUGGACAUAUUGCACAUUUCAAUUUGAAAGAUGCUGUUCUACCCUAUAAACAUAUUAUCGCUCAAGUUGUUCUCGACAAAUUAUCCAAUGUGAAAACUGUCGUCAAUAAACUACAUGAAAUUGAUUCUGUUUAUCGUAAUUUUGAAUUAGAAAUAAUUGCCGGUGAACCGAAUACAAUUGUGAAAUGCCGCGAAAGCAAAGCAACAUUUCAAUUCGAUUUUGCCAAAGUUUAUUGGAAUCCCCGAUUAAGUACUGAACGUGAACGUAUUGUGAAUAUUCUUCACCGCGAUGAUUUUAUUUUCGAUGUAUUUGCCGGUGUCGGACCCUUUGUUGUGCCAGCUGCAAUGCUUGGUUGUACUGUUUACGGCAAUGAUAUUAAUCCGGAAUCUGUUAAAUGGAUGACUGUAAAUUUAAAAGCGAAUCAUUCGAAAAAAUCUCGAAAUGAAUAUCAUGUAUUCAAUUUAGACGGACGAGAAUUUUUACGGACCAUCGCAUUUCCACGUAUAGAAAGUUAUCAACAAGAAGUUAAAGGUGAUGAUGAAAAAAAAUGGUGUUUAUCAAGUAAUAAAAUAGUGAUCUUAAUGAAUCUACCAGAUAUUGCUUUGACAUUUUUGGAUGUUGUUUCCGAAUGGUUAUCAAGUAGUAUUGACGGCAGCGAACAGUGGAUAUUACCUGUUCAUAUUCAUUGUUACACAUUUUCAAAAGCUGAUAAUCGUGAAGAAGAUAUACGAACGCGGUUGAAAUCAAUCUUACCGAAUGUGAAUGAUAAUCAAAUCACAUGUCGAUUUGUUCGACAAGUUGCACCGAAUAAAGAUAUGAUGUGCGUUCGCAUUGUGUUAUUUGAUAACAAGAAAAACGAGGAAGAAAAUCCUACGAAAAGAUUUAAACAAGAUUCUUCAGAAUAA
Messenger RNA from Rotaria socialis, 1311 nucleotides. The record is from the annotation of a GenBank genome assembly. Lineage: Eukaryota; Metazoa; Rotifera; Eurotatoria; Philodinida; Philodinidae.